Mytilinidion resinicola is the source of this 1371-nucleotide messenger RNA. RefSeq names its product class I alpha-mannosidase. NCBI's taxonomy places the organism in Eukaryota, Fungi, Ascomycota, Dothideomycetes, Mytilinidiales, Mytilinidiaceae. The record is from RefSeq and is a predicted model, not a curated record. Gene Ontology annotation, cellular component: endoplasmic reticulum; Golgi membrane. Gene Ontology annotation, biological process: N-glycan processing; carbohydrate metabolic process. The transcript is spliced from 2 exons. The coding region runs from base 1 to 1371 and encodes 456 amino acids. Gene Ontology annotation, molecular function: mannosyl-oligosaccharide 1,2-alpha-mannosidase activity; calcium ion binding.
AUGAAGGACGAGUACAAACCUAUCUCGAAUGAAGGCAAAGACAACUGGGGCGGAUGGGCUGCUACGCUCAUUGAUACGCUGGACACACUGUGGAUAAUGGGCCUAGAAGACGAGUUUCGAGAGGCAGUGGACGCCGUCGCGAAGAUCGACUUCGGAAAUUGUACAGAGGUCAACAUCAGUGUUUUUGAGACAACUAUCCGCUAUCUUGGAGGCUUGAUUGGUGCCUACGACCUCAGCGGUGAAGACGUCCUGCUCCAGCAAGCCAUCCAAGUCGGCGAAAUGCUCCUGCGAGCCUUCGACACACCAAACGGAAUGCCCGUCGACCGCCUCGACAUCGCAAAAGCCAAAGUAGGAGCCGGCUUCAUGCCAGACGGCCACAUCUGUAUCGCUGGAGUUGGCUCAAUGACCAUGGAAUUUGUCCGCCUUGCCCAGAUCACAGGCAACUCAAAGUACUACCACGCAGUUGCCUGGAUCACCAUCAUCCUCGACCACAACCAGGCCUACUCACUCAUUCCCGGCCUCUUGCCCACGUGGAUGGACGCCCGCCACCUCAGCUUCAACGGUUCGCGCUCGACCACCUUCGGCAUCGGCGCCAUGGCCGACUCCACCUUCGAGUACUUCGCGAAGACGCACGCGCUGCUCGGCGGCCUCGAGCCCGCCUACGAGAAGCUCUACCGUGAGUCCAUGGACCAGAUCGACAAACACCUCCUCUUCCGCCCCAUGCUCCCCGGCGACCCCGACAUCCUCUUCGCCGGCGACCUUCGCAUGCCCUCGUAUAACGACCCCGCCGAAACCAUCCUGAACCCAAACAUGCAGCACCUGACCUGCUUCGCCGGCGGCAUGUACGCGCUCGGCGGCAAGCUCUUCAACAGCGCCCGCGACGUCGCCCUCGGCGCCAAGCUCACGGACGGCUGCGUGCACGCCUACGCCGCCACGCCCUCGGGCAUCAUGCCCGAGAUUUUCGAAAGCGUUCCCUGCGCGUCGCGCGCGUCGUGCGCGUUUAACGAGUCCGUGUGGGGCGCGGCGGUGGUCAGGCACUACGGGGCGCAGUACGCGUUCGACGCGGAGAAGGCGGCCGCGGAGCAGCGCUUGCCGCGGGGUUUUACGGCCAUCAGGGACUAUACGUAUAAGUUGCGCCCGGAGGCGAUCGAGAGCGUGUUUGUGCUGUACCGCGUUAUGGGCGACAAGAAGUACCGGGAGGCGGCGUGGGAGAUGUUUGAGGCGGUUGGGGGCGCGACGGCGACGCAGUUUGGAAAUGCGGCCGUGGAGGAUGUGACGGUGAGGGGGGGCGAGCUGGUGGAUAGUAUGGAGACCUUUUGGCUCGCGGAGACGCUGAAGUACUUUUACUUGGCGAGAGAGUUUCGAAACUAA